AAUUCAUACUAAAACGCCUGAAAAAUUCAGAUUUCUCAACAUUUCUUUAGAAAAAGUUGUUUGCAGCGCCUUUUCCCUUUUUCCUUCAGAAUUUCUAAAUUUUUGUUCUCAUCCUUCUCUUAAUCUGUGAAAUUUUCCUAUUAUUGGUAAAUUUUUCACCCUGGGAUUUACGAGCAAGCUAACUUGUUAGCCUCCUGGUUUCGUCAGUGAAUUUUGAAAGCUUGAUCAACUGAAAGCUCUUCGCUCAAGUUGAAAAUUCAAAGUCCAUUUUGAUUUAUACAAGCAUUUUCGAAAGUCUCCACUUCUCGAGUUCGAACCGGUGAGUUCAGUUCUGCUGCUGGUGCUGUUGCUUCAUGAUCUAAUGAAUUACUUAGAUAAAGGCAAAGGAAAGAACUAAAAAUCACAUAUAUAUGAUUUGAUUUUAGAACACCAAUCGUAAAAGGGGGGAAAUGUCGGGAUCUGAGACGGGAAUGAUGGCGAGUAGAGAGCCGUACACCUUAAGCAUGCAACAGAAGAAUCCGGUGGCGUCACAGCCGGUGAUACAGAACAUGCGUUUUGCCUUUAGCGCUGACGGAACAUCUGUGUACAAGCCCCUCGCUUCCGUCUCACCAACAUAUCAGCCGGCUUCCGGCGUUGAUGGAGCGGAUGGGUCCGCCGGUCCGGCUGCGGUGACUCAAGGACAAGGGCAAGCUCUGAACAUGAGUAUAAGCACGGGGAGCGAGCCUUUGAAGAAGAAGAGGGGGAGGCCCAGGAAGUAUGGGCCGGAGAGUAUUAUGCCGUUGUCUGUUAUAGCUCCUCCCACUCUCAGCGUAACCCAAUCUAAUAGCGGAGGAUUCCCCUCGACAACUCCUGCGCCACCGCCUUCAGGAGGAUCGGCUUCUUCACCAACUUCAACAAAGAAGGCUAGGGGUAGACCUCCUGGUUCCGUCAACAAGCCUAAACUUUACGCUCUGGGAUCAGGCAGGGUUGGUUUUACGCCCCAUGUUAUCACUGUUAAAGUGGGAGAGGAUGUAUCGUCAAAAAUAAUGUCAAUUUCUCAGCAUGGUCCCAGAGCUAUUUGCAUUCUCUCAGCAAAUGGAGCCAUAUCAAACGUUACUCUUUGCCAACCAGCAACAUCUGGUGGAACUGUAACUUAUGAGGGGCGAUUUGAAAUUCUGUCACUUUCUGGUUCGUUUCUUCCAUCAGAAAAUGGUGGUCAACAGAGCAGAACUGGUGGGUUAAGUGUGUCAUUGUCUGGCUCCGAUGGUCGUGUUUUAGGUGGUAGUGUAGCUGGCCUUCUAACGGCUGCAUCCCCUGUUCAGGUGGUUGUGGGUAGCUUUAUUACGGACAAUCAAAAGGAAGCAAAACCAGCAUACCAGAUGGAAGCUCUCUCCGCCCCACCAAAGCUUGCUCCAGGGGUUAGCAGCUCACCUUCACACGGUACUCUAAGCGAAUCCUCAGGUGGACCGGGUAGCCCGAUUAACCAGAGCAUGGGAGCCUGCAAUAAUAACUAUAACAACCGCUCACAAGGCAUGUCAAACUUGCCAUGGAAGUAAACCGUGCUUUUAACUCGAUAAUCAGUAGUGUGUUGGCUAAUGUUGUAGGGGGGGAACCAUUUUGUAAAUUAAGCAUUGUGUAACUGAAGUAGAAUUAAGGAUUGAGGAUGUUUUUUUAUGUUGAAACUCUCGGUUGCUGCUAGAUAGCUAGGCUAUAAACGGCCGAGUGAUGUUAGUGUUAUGCAUUUGUAAGGUGUUGGACAGAAGAGGCACGUGUGUUUUAGCCUUUUUAGGUGGUGUGAUACAAUUCAACUUAGCCUCACUUGGAUGGAUGGUGAAGUCAAGGUUGUA
Hibiscus syriacus is the source of this 1826-nucleotide messenger RNA. RefSeq names its product AT-hook motif nuclear-localized protein 10-like. Lineage: Eukaryota; Viridiplantae; Streptophyta; Magnoliopsida; Malvales; Malvaceae. The transcript has 7 exons. The record is from RefSeq and is a predicted model, not a curated record. Bases 450 to 1535 code for a protein of 361 amino acids. Gene Ontology annotation, molecular function: minor groove of adenine-thymine-rich DNA binding.